Molecule: messenger RNA, 342 nt
Organism: Aspergillus welwitschiae
Lineage: Eukaryota; Fungi; Ascomycota; Eurotiomycetes; Eurotiales; Aspergillaceae
Exons: 5
Coding region: 1-342 (113 amino acids)
Source: RefSeq, a predicted model, not a curated record
AUGCACAUACUUCGGCCUGUGGCCUGCGAAAACCUUUCAUCAUUCGGCCGAGGCAACAUCGGGAACGUGUUGAGACAGCAUUCGUUCCAUAGUCAACGUCGCAAGCAGUUCACUGCCGCCUGGACCGAGCAUCGGAACUUACCUAUGACUCAGGCGGUCGCUCUUCCAAGGACAGAGUACGUCGGCGUACCGGAUCGGGGUGGUGGCCUAUCUUUCUCAAUUGAAAUCGGAAGCACAUGGCCUGCCGAUGGCCGUUCGUUCCACCGUCCGACCAUUUUCGUUUGGAAAGAAUGUCCACUUCGGGCGGCGUUGGGGUCGAACGGCGGACUCGCUCUUCCCUAG